AUGGUGCCUGCCGAGAAUGGGGCGAACAAUGUGGUUGUCUCUCCACUCGGCAUUAUGCUUCUGCUUGCUUCAAUGAUAGGUGGCCGAGGCUUGGGGGGGAAGUCACAGAGCCAAGUUAUGAGGGGUCUUGACCAGUUGAUCGGCAUUCCAUUUAGCCACAUUUCCGAGCCGAGAGUUGGAGUCACGCUUGGUGACUAUCUGGUAGAAAAGACGGAGAAGGACGGUGGCAAUACUAAAGUGAACUUGCUUACCUGUUCUGACAUAUCUCCUGAAAGGAUUCCGCAACUCCAAAGUUUAUACGGCACCUACUUCUUGAAGGUUCUCCAGCAAACAGUUGGCACGGGUGAUACUAAUUGCCUGACUCUACCGGAUUCAACUUUCUGCUUCGCCAGCAUUAUGUAUAACCAGAUAGGUUACAACAUUAAUAAAGACUUUCAAACAAUAUUGCAUGACGACUAUAAGUUCCUUGUGAAGCAGAUCGAUUUCGGCAAUUCUCAAGCGGCGGCGGAUGAAAUCAAUAGAUGGUGCGCCGACAACACAAAUAAUACUGUAAAUGAAAUUAUAAUGGCUCGAGAAAUAACGCCAGAUUACAAGUUGGGCCUUCUGAAUGCAGUAUAUUUCAAAGGUAAAUAUGAAACUGAUAAAAUUAACCUUCUCAAUAUCUUCUUUAUUACAAAGGAUAGGCUUCAAUUAAGUAAUUACUAG
This is a messenger RNA of Protopolystoma xenopodis, 705 nucleotides long. The record is from the annotation of a GenBank genome assembly. Lineage: Eukaryota; Metazoa; Platyhelminthes; Monogenea; Polystomatidea; Polystomatidae.